Molecule: messenger RNA, 768 nt
Organism: Wickerhamiella sorbophila
Lineage: Eukaryota; Fungi; Ascomycota; Dipodascomycetes; Dipodascales; Trichomonascaceae
Product: Hsp70 nucleotide exchange factor FES1
Exons: 1
Coding region: 1-768 (255 amino acids)
Source: RefSeq, a predicted model, not a curated record
AUGGAAAAGCUGUUGCAGUGGUCGAUUGACGCCGCUCAGAACCCCGGCCACGCUGGUGAGCCGGAUCCCAAGCUGCUUUCCCAGCUGUUCGGAUUCGACAACCCGCGGUCGACUAUGCGUGACUCGCUUCAGGAGGCUGUGCAGGCCACCGACCUCGCGUCGCGCACUAACGCUCUCUUGGAGUUCACCGACCUGGUCGAGGACAUGAACAAUGCCAACGAAAUCGGCAACCUGUGGGAGCCUCUUUUGUACUUGGUGAACGACAGCGAAGCUCAGAUCCGCACUGUUGCUUUCAGUGCUAUUGCUGCUGCCACGCAAAACAACGAGAAAUCGCAAAACGACCUUGUUGCCACAAAGGCCGGCAUCCCCAGAAUCAUGGAGCACAUCAACGAGGCAGAUCGCGACGUGGCGGCCAAGGCCCUGUUUGCUCUUUCUUGCGCAAUUGGCCACUGCCCAGGUGCCUACGAGCAGUUCGCCGCUACGGACGGUUGGUCUAUUUUGAGCUAUAUUGUCGAGAACGAGACUGUUGGAGAGAAAAUGGAUAAAAAGCAGCAGCGAAUCGUCUCGUUGGUCUCGGCGUUGGUGUCUGUUCAGCAGUUCCGUCCUGUUUUCAGCGAACUCGAAAAGACCCAGAUCGUGGCCACUCUCGAAAAAUGGUACCCGUUUGCAGGCAAUUACAAGGAGCGUUUGGAAGACCUGUUCAUCCUCCUCAAAGACCAAAAAUACGAUGAACCUCGACUGCUCCCCAUGAAGGCCUCAUCGUCUUAG